CGUCUCUAACCCUGCAACAUGGCGGAGAUGCCUCAGAGCAUGAUAGACGACUGGUUCAAGCUGAAACCAGUUAACAGAGCAGUCAGUCGUCAGCCAGAGCUGGAUGCGCGAUCUAAACGCAUGUUCCAGCGCGCCGAGAAGCAGCAGAGAGCGCAAGACGAAGAAACAAGAAGACGGAGGGACGAACGCAGACGCAAGGAGAAGGAAAUGAGGGACAUUGCGUCUCGCGGGUUCGAGAUUGACCGGAUUUCGUCCGAACUCGCCUCCGGACGGGCAGUAGGGAAGGAAGACGACUGGAUAAGCUACGACGUCGUCGACAGUCAACUGCACGUGCAGAGUCUGCACAACGUCGACACGGAAAUCUCACCAGACGCGACGCGAGAAGCGGCGAGAGACGACCAUUUCGGCGAGAAAUCCACAGUCGACACGUUUGCUAACUACAGAUUCGACCACGAGUACGAUCCAUUGUUGCCAAUGACGGAAAACCGCGAGAAAGUGGUGAAGACGAUUGAGGAGAAUCCGGUGACGGUGGUGACGGGUCCGACUGGCAGUGGCAAGACGACGCAGGUUCCGCAGUAUAUAUUGGAUAGGUGCGCCGCUGAGAGGCAACAUUGUAAUAUUGUGUGUACACAACCGAGGAGGAUAGCGGCGACGAGCAUUGCGAGGCGUGUGUGUCAGGAGAGAGGCUGGAGGGUGGGUAGUCUGGUGGGCUAUCACGUGCAGAUGAAUCGGGAGGUGUCGGAGGAUACUCGGCUGAUGUAUGUGACGACUGGUGUUUUGUUGAGGAAACUGGUGACGAACAAACAUAUGAAUAUGUAUACACAUGUCAUCAUUGACGAGGUUCACGAACGGGAUCAGGAUACUGACUUUGUGUUGCUGGUCGUGAGGAAGUUCCUUCGCUCGAAUUCUCAGGGUGUUAAGGUUAUCUUAAUGUCUGCAACGAUCGAGAGUGAAAUGUUUGCUUCAUACUUUGCAUCUGCUGUCGACACUCGCCUUGUCCCAGCACCCAUCAUCAGCGUUGAAGGCAAGAUAUACCCAGUCAUUGAAUUUUACAGCGACGAUAUGGUGUUUCUGGGGGAAGUGCCAUCGCAAGAAGACUGUGACGAUCCGUGUAUUGAUCAGUCUAGAGUACAAAUCUGUGGCGAAAUAAUUCGUCAUUUUGAUUUGGUGGAGUCCAGUAAUCCAAGGGAUAAAUUUGGGAAUGUGGUAGAUCGUGGAACGGUGCUCGUGUUCUUGCCGGGGCUGGCCGAAAUUACCAAAGUCGACAACUUCUUGAAACACGAACUGAAGAAACACCAUCUUUGGAUCAUCCCACUGCAUUCUUCGAUAACUAUAGAAGAGCAGAGGUGGGCAUUUGUUAAGCCUCAAGCUGGUGAGAGGAAGGUCAUUCUGUCUACUAACAUAGCCGAGUCAUCCAUUACUAUUCCUGACAUCAAAUAUGUGAUUGAUUUUUGCCUAACCAAAGAAUUAAUGUGUGAUCCUGACACAAACUAUCAAGCACUGAGGAUCAACUGGGCAUCUAUGUCAUCAUUAACCCAACGGAAGGGGAGAGCCGGGCGUUGCUCUGGUGGUCGAUGCUAUCGUCUGAUAUCUCGAAAGUUUAAGGAUCAAUUCAUACGGGAGUAUGCUGUACCGGAGAUGCAGAGAUGUCCUCUUGACCAGCUUGUUCUUCAAGUAAAGCUUCUUGACCUCGGUGAGCCAAAGAUGAUUCUCGGAUUAGCUUUGCAGCCGCCUCACUUGGAGGACAUAGAAAAGACCAUACUGUGUCUGAAGGAGGUGGGUGCAUUGUCUACUCUAAAGUCAGGGAUUGCAAACCCAUAUGAUGGAGACUUAACAUUUGUGGGUCGAGUUCUGGCUCAACUGCCUGUGGAUAUUCAUCUUGGGAAGCUGAUCAUUCUUGGUCAUGUGUUUGGAUGUAUUGAAGAAGCUAUUAUAGUUGCGGCAUCGUUUUCUCUCAAGAGCUUUUUCGCUCGUCCGUACAAGCAAGAACUCGAUGCCUACAGAUCAAAGCUGGGAUGGGGAGACUACUCACACAGUGAUGCUAUAGCAGCAUUGAGAGCAUUUCGAGAAUGGUGGGCAUUGAAACAAUCGAGAGCAUUUAGCAGCUCUCGAGCAGAGUACAAGUGGUGUAAGCAACACAUGAUUCAGCACUCUGGCAUAUGUGAGGUUGCUACUCUUGUGGAUGAACUUAUUACGAGACUGUCACAGUUUAAUCUAAGAGUUUUCCGAGAUCAACAUCGAACGCAUACAGAGAUGUCGGCUCAAGACCUGCUCAUAUUCAAGAUUGUCUUGGCUGGAGCAUUUUAUCCCAACUUCUUUUUGUGUACGUUUCCUGAUGAACACGUUGCCAUUCGAGAGAUCGGUGGUCGAGACCCGACCACCACAGUCGUUGUUCAAGGAAUGCCUCAAAAUGGCCUCAUGUAUCGAGAGUCUCUGGUUAGGAUUUUCAAAGCAUGCGGAAAGGGCAAGAAACUGCAUUUUGAGGGAUCAAGAGCUUACGUUGAAUUUGAGAGACCACGACCAAGCCACUCUGAACCGUCAACCGACUCUUCGCAACCCGUUCUUAAUGCAGUGUACUGUGCUCUAAAAAUGAGGCAGCUGAGAAUACCUUUAGUUUUGGAGCCUCUUGAUUUGUCAUCAAAAUCGGUUGCAGUGAAGGGUUUGAAAUCAGCGAAGUCUUUGGCCACUCCCUUACCUCUACAGCAGGUUGCAUUGCCAAGUCUUGGAGAAAUCAAACUUGUUAUUACCGAGGUUGUAGAUGCUGGACAUUUUUGGGCUCAGCUGGCUGAUGACAGAUCGGUAAAGAUACUUCAAGAUUUGGAUGCGUCUCUUAAUCUUCUUCCAGAUCAUAGUCUUCAGCCAUUGAAAUCAGCUCUUGAAGGCAUGCCAUGCUUAGCCAAGUUCUCUCAAGACAAACGAUACUAUCGUGCCAAGAUAGACAACAUUAGUGAGGGUAUGGCAUCGGUUACAUUUGUUGACUACGGCAACUGUGAGCAAAUAUUGCUGAGCUCUCUGAAGCAGAUGCAAUCAGAGUUUUUACACGUCCCAGUGCAGGCAUUUGAGUGUUUCCUGUCUCACGUUCGUCCGUCGCACCGACAGUCAGUCGGAGGGAAUACGUGGUCAGCUGUUGCCAACAGACGGUUUAUUGAAAUGACAGGCAAUAAGAUAUUAUUUGCCCAAAUUUUUGCAAAAGUUGACGAUGCCCUCAGACUGGAGCUCAUUGAUACGACGGGACAGUCAGACGUCAUAGUGAAUCAGUGGCUUAUUGAUACCGGGUAUGCGGAAUUGGCUCCUGAACCACACAACUCCAAGGUUGCUCAUGACUUAGCGAUAAGAAACCAAGAUGCUAUAGAUCGGGGCGAUGGCGAUGCAGUUAAGUCACCAACUUUACCAUCAGCGUGGAAUGUAGUUGACUUUGCUCAAGCACAAACAAAAAAGACCGAGAUGUUGGCAUUGACACCGAAAGGACGUGCGGUCACAGUGCGUGGGCCUUUUAAUUCUUACGAAGUCGGCUUCUAUCAUAUGGCUUUUGUUGGAGCCGGCAGGGGAGUGAGAGUGGAGCGAGACUCUGUAAACUGUAUUGCUAUUCAAGAAGAUCCUCUUACCCGUCAUCAACGAUUGAUGUGUGCUGCAAACGUAAACUUGAGUCCAUCUCGAGACACUUUACUGGCACGAAACACGACUAUAAUGCCUCAUCUGCUUGGUCUUCCCGAGCUACUUGUUCUUCUCUUUGCUCCUACUGUUGAAAUGAGAACGGAUCGUCACCGAUGUCGCUAUACAGGUUGUAUAUCUGGGCUCGGUUAUGAUCCCGACUCUGGCGAGCCUAUAUUUUCCGAUCAUGACAUGGAGGUUGUAUUUGGUGCUACCGUUGAUCAAGACGACUUGAACAGGGUCAAUAGUAUUAGGAUGGCCAUUAAUCUGGCUGUCAGUAGUGAAGACAAGGUGUCAGCGUGGGACAUGAAGGCAGUGAGACGCAUCCAAGAAGCAGGCAGAGAAAAACUAGUCAGGCUUGUCACCAGAGAGAGGAGACCCUGCUGUGAAACUAGUUAUAAUUCGUCGUAUUUAUGGAAGCAGGUACCUGCACACUUGCUUAUGCCUCCUUCUGACGAAUUGGAAACAAUGGAGGAAGAUGCACCAUUUUAUAGUCUCCACUGUGGAGUUUGCCUUCGUCCCGAAGACGAUCAGCCCGAGCUUGAUGCCCAGCCGAAGAAAAACAUCGAGCUGCAGUAUCACUGCAAAGAGUUGCGCAGCAUGGCAAGCAUGUCACUGGCUGCUAUCGAAACGUUCUGUAGGUUGUGUUAUGUUCGAUGUACGACUCCUCGUUCUCUCUUGUAUCAUCUACAGAGUAAAGCGCAUCGUCAGGAGGAGGAACUACUCAAAGAGAAUAUUCGAUACUGAGAGAAAAAUGAGAGGUUCUAUAUCAGAGUUCAUGUCUCUAAGUCGUAACUAAUAAAUUAAUGAAGAACAAUACAGUACAGUACUAUAACAUAUUAAUACGUGACUGUUAAGACUUUCAGUUAAGCGUUUGAUUUUAAGUCAAUAUCGGUUGGUUCCAAGAAGAUUACU
Molecule: messenger RNA, 4566 nt
Organism: Corticium candelabrum
Lineage: Eukaryota; Metazoa; Porifera; Homoscleromorpha; Homosclerophorida; Plakinidae
Product: ATP-dependent RNA helicase TDRD9-like
Exons: 33
Coding region: 19-4398 (1459 amino acids)
Cellular component (GO): intracellular anatomical structure
Molecular function (GO): ATP binding; helicase activity; RNA binding
Source: RefSeq, a predicted model, not a curated record